Sceloporus undulatus (fence lizard) is the source of this 2266-nucleotide messenger RNA. RefSeq names its product vascular endothelial growth factor D (gene VEGFD). The transcript is spliced from 7 exons. Bases 700 to 1755 code for a protein of 351 amino acids. The record is from RefSeq and is a predicted model, not a curated record. Gene Ontology annotation, cellular component: membrane. Gene Ontology annotation, biological process: vascular endothelial growth factor receptor signaling pathway; sprouting angiogenesis; induction of positive chemotaxis. Gene Ontology annotation, molecular function: chemoattractant activity; vascular endothelial growth factor receptor 3 binding; growth factor activity. NCBI's taxonomy places the organism in Eukaryota, Metazoa, Chordata, Lepidosauria, Squamata, Phrynosomatidae.
UAAGAGCAUGUGUUGAGGUUUCAUGUUUCAGGUCAUUCUUCUUAAAAUAAUGGCAUUCUGCAUUGCAUCAGUUCAGUAAAUGCUACGCCAUUGGUAGGGAUAAAAUGGGAUAAUAGCCAAAACGUGACUGUGUUUUCUGCCAGUGUCUGUAUCAGAUUUAAGACACAUGCUUCUGCAGGCUUCCAUGAAGGCUGAGGAAAAAAGUUUCAAUGCAGAGUUGGAUUACAGCUCUCCCUGGCUCAAAACAUUGGCAGUUAACACUGUUGUUUUAAAAGGAAGCUGUAACAUGGAGCACCAAGAAAUCCCAGCAGAUUUUAACCUUCUCUGGACCACAAAUGAGUAUUGACUUUCUUUUUUUAAAGUUUUUAUCCAGGUGGGAGAUGGAUAAAGGUGGAUUAAGUUUAUGAACUGAAAACACAUUUUUUUUGGUCAUAUGGAAAUAUUUUUCUAUACUUUUUAAUAUUUUUUAAUCUAAAGAGCAUCAACAGGAAAGAGAUGACAUUACUCAUGUGAAUUCCACUCAUUAUUUUUAAAACUGUAAUUGUUUACUUCUGAUGUAUAUUCAUUAGGUUUACAGCAGAUGGUGGAAAAUGAUCUGGUUGUGCCUUUUUUAACAAUUAACACUUCAUAAAGAAAUGCAUAACUUUUCCAACUGCGCAAUAUCAACUGUGUAGCAAAGUGUGGUUAUUAAACACAAGGAUGUACAAGCCGUGGAUAACGGUAAACAUAAUUAUUGUGUCUUGCUUACAUCUCCUGCAAGGUUCUGAACAUGGAUCUGUAAAGAGAACAGCACUUUCUGCCUUGGAGUGGUCAGAGCAACAGAUCAGGAAUGCUGCCAGUUUAGAGGAGCUCCUUCGAAUUACCCAUUCUGAGGACUGGAAGCUGUGGAAGUGCCGACUAAAACUCAAGAGUGUGGCUGCCUUAGAUUCUAGAUCUGCCUCACACCGCUCCACAAGAUUUGCCGCGGCUUUCUAUGAUAUCGAGAUGCUCAAAAUCAUAGAUGAGGAGUGGCAAAAGACUCAGUGUGUUCCACGGGAAACCUGCGUGGAAGUGGCCAAAGAGUUGGGUGCAACCACCAAUACAUUCUUCAAGCCUCCCUGUGUGAACGUGUACAGAUGUGGUGGAUGCUGCAAUGAAGAGAGCCUCAGCUGUAUGAACACUAGCACCUCUUAUGUGUCCAAAAUGCUUUUUGAGAUUUCUGUGCCUUUAACGAAUGUUCCAGACCCAAUCCAAGUUAAAAUUGCAAACCACACAGGAUGUAAGUGUCUAACAAAUGUUCAGCGCCAAUCAUAUACUGUUAUACGAAGGUCUGUCCAGGAUCCAGAGGUAGAUCGCUGCCCCCAUAUAAACAAACUGUGUCAUGAAGGAUGGAUUUGGGAUAGCAGUAGAUGUGAAUGUGUUGUCGACGAAGACCAUCCUGGAAGAAGGGAAGGACUGCCUCCUCUCGCUGAACUUGCGAUGUGUGCACCAAAUAUGGACUUUGAUGAGGAAAACUGUGAGUGUAUCUGUAAAUGGAAGUGCGCUGGAAAUUUAUUUCAGAACAAAGAGAACUGCAGCUGUUACUUGUGUACAGAGAGCCAGGAAAGCUGCUUUCAGAAACACAAGACCUUUAAUGCAGAAACAUGCAGUUGUGAAGAUAAAUGCCCGUUCCAGUCCAGAAUGUGCCCACCUGCACGACCGGUUUGUUCAAGGCACUGUCGUUGCCUGAGAGGAGGAAGAAGCCCUUAUGGGUCCCAAAGCAAAGAAAACCCUUAGCUGUGCUUUUAUUUCCUGUAUCAAACACCACACUGCUUUGCAAAGUAGCUGCCUGUCACUAUAUUAAUCAUGGGUAUAUGGUUGACUUUACUGGUAAAAACACAAAAUCCAGUGUGUAUUCAUGAAUAAGGUGGAUCUGCAAAGACAUUGUCAUCUAGCCUCAGACCUCUGCUGCCAGAAAUUAUCUUUAUUCUGUCAAAGGUCCCUAAAAAGGACUUAAAUUAUUGUAGUGUGGAAAGAAACAGGUUAUGACUGAAAGAGAGAGAAUAAUCACCCUGCAGCUUGGAAAUGUUGAAACCUGUUUUACUGCCCUUUUACCCCAUAAAUAUCACUGAGCAUAUGCCUUUAGGGUAAUACUUUCAGAUCUGCCGAAGUUCCUUUCCCUAAUGCAAUCAGCACUGAAUAUUUGAUCUACUGUUUGUCUUUUUUUAGUAUUUGGUUUUAUUGUAGAACUACUACCUGAUGUGACAUAUUUAAAAUGUAUAUAGGAAAUAAAGGCAUUGAUUAUUAA